GCAGUUUCAAGAUAUUCUCAACAAUGAAACAUUGUUAAAGGAACUGAGGCAGAAAGCACAUAUGCAUGAAGAAGAACAGAAGCCCACUAGAUGCCCUGUGCAGCAAGUAACAACAGAAAACAGUAAGUCAGUGAAAGUAUUUAAGAAAGUGAUGGAUGAUGGCACACCCAAUGUUGAGUACCUGCAUUCCUUCCAGAUGGCAACCCCACUGACUAGGAUAGCUGGUUGUCUGCUGAUGAAUCGGACAUUUUUACCAAGCGGUCAGUUACUGAAAGUGUGGGAAUGCCUCCAUGUUCUUGUGUCUGUUGCCACAGCUAUAGUACUUCCUAUACAGGGGGCUUUCUUCUAUAAGUCUAUCCUGGGCUGGGUGAUUACAUACACACUUGAUGUACUCAGUUGGAUUGCCAUGUAUAUAGGCCUCCAUACUGCUUACUACAACAAGAAAGGCUGUCUAGUCAGUCAUCCUUUAGCUACAGCCAAACACUACUUCACUACUAACUUCCUGCUGGACUUAAGUGCUGUUUUACCUUUAGAAGCCAUUCCAUUUUGCCUGGGAUACCAAGAUCUGAACUAUCUAGUUUUCCUCCGUCUGAACCGUAUGAUCAAUAUUUACCACCUCUCCUUGGCAUUCUCACAUCUGGAACAGGAUAUCAGAAGAGAAGUGGGCAUUAUUAGGACCAUGAAGUUCAUCUUAUACAUCAUUAUCUUCAUGAACUGGCUGACCUGUGGUUUAUUUAUGAUCUCAUGUCCCCCUGAGAUUCUAGGGAUAGCCACCAAGGACACACUGACCACUGGUCAUCACUGUAUUGAGGGGUCCUGGGUGCUCAGGACACUCACAGCAAAUGAGAGCAGCAUAUGGACCCUGUACCUGACCAGUUUAUACUGGGCCACAGCUACCUCAGUAUCAGUGGGGUACGGGGACAUAGCUGCUGAGACUGACCUGGAGGUUGCAGCUGCUGUGGUCAUUUCAAUUGUGGGAGUGGUGUUCUUUGGCUAUGUGAUAGCCAGUGUGUUUGCUGGCCUGGUCAAUGCUGAUGCCCAGAGAGCAAAAUUUCAGGAGAAACUUUGUGCAGUCCAGACCUUUAUGAAAGAUCAGGAAGUCAGUGCUGGUCUUCAGAGAAGGAUUAUCAACCAUUAUGAGUAUGUGUGGACCAGAUCUCAUGGAGUGGACCCGAGAUCUCUGUUUGAUGGUCUCCCACUGUCACUGUGGGGGGAUGUCACCUACAGUCUGUACAAGGAUAUGAUUGUUAAGGUGCCUGUGGCCCUGUUUGAGAAUGCGGAUGUGGGUUUUGUGAAGAUGCUGUCACGCUCUAUCAAGCCAGUGUUAUUUCUUAAAGGAGAAUAUGUUGUGAGGAAACAUGACAUAGGAAGUGAGAUGUUCUUUAUUCAUCAUGGGGCAGUGGAUGUGGUAUCAGAGGAUGGUGACACAGUGUUUGACACUAUGAAUGCAGGAAGAUUCUUUGGAGAAAUCUCUCUUUUAUUCAGUUGUCCAAGAACUGCAUCAAUAAGGGCCCAUACCAACUGCCAUUUGUUUGUGUUGAGCAAGGCAGAUUUAGAUGAAGUGCUGAUCUACUACCCAGACAUAAAUCAACAAGUAAUGAUAACAGCAGAGAAGCGAAGAAUCAAAGCCAAGCAACGCAGUGCUCUUCAACUUAGAACAGAACAUGUUGAAGAAAGCAUUACUAGUGCUGGCAUAUCUGGGGUGCGUGAUAAUCAAGAGGGGAAAAGGACUGCUUUUGGACCACACAGUGAUUUUGCAGAGAUUGAAUUCAAAGCCACUAAAACCCAGAAAGUGACAGUAGGAAAAGUGACAUACUGCAGGAAAACCAGUGGUCAGGGUUCAGCUCCAAGGAGAGAAGCUCCACAUCCAGAGAACACAGCUUUGCAUAAAAACACAGACAGUGAUUCCAGUCAAGAAGCUGUUGCUGGUACAAGUCAAGCAACAGUUGAUGUUAACUCCAUUGAGAUAGUGUACAAUAGUGAACCUGCCUGCAGGGAAAAUGUGUCAAGUAACCAUGUCACAACUCCAGAGAGGAAUGUCUCCGGAUGUGCUUGGUGUUGGACCAGCUGGAAUGACUUCACCAUCAAUCCACAUGGACAUUUUGGCACAGUUUUCAGCUGGUUGACACUGUUCUGCACUGUCCUGUCUUGGUGGACUAUUCUCUUUGAGGCUUGUUACCAGGACCAUGAACUGGCAUUGUUUGCAGUGAACAUCCUCAUAGAUGCAUUUUUCUGGUUGGAGAUUUACAUAAAAUCUCAUUUAAGUUUCCAUGAUGAGACUGGUCACCUAAUAGAUGCUGCUGUCAUAGUGAGGCAGUCCUAUGUAAGGAGACCCAGUGGUUUGCUGUUGGAUGCUAUAGCAGCUUGUCCCAUUGAAGUGGUGGUGCUGGCACUGCCCAGAGAACAGUGGGUCAGUAUGUGGUCAUAUCUCAGGCUACUCCACGUGCUAAGACUGGUCAAGGUACACCAGUUCUUUGCUGCCUGGGAGAAGGAGCUGAAUGUCAGCAUGCUGACUGUCCGCCUCUGGAAGUCUAUGAUAGUGUUGUUUGUAACCCUGCACAUCUGCUCCUGUCUGUGGUAUGUAGUGGCUUGUCCUGGAGGGGUGUGUGGACCAAAUACUUGGGCACAUCUGGCUGGGUUCCAGGAUCACACAGUGAGCAGCAUAGAGAGAUACUGUAACUGUGUCUACUGGUGUGUAGCAACUGUCACCUCUACUGGAUAUGGAGACAUCAGUGCACAUACAAAUAUAGAAAUGGUUGUCUCCAUUGUUGUUAUGCUGAUAGGGAAGAUAUUGUUUGGUUAUAUUCUGGGUACCAUAGCCUCUUCCCAGGCCAAUGCAGCACGCACCACAGUGGCUUACAGGGAGAAAGUGGCAGUGAUCAAGGAUGAACUCGCUGAUCUGAAUGUACCUCCACACCUUAAAGAUCAAGUAGUAAACUAUUACCAUUACCAGUGGCAGCGCAAGAAAGGUGUUGACCUGAGGUCACUGAUGGUGGACUGUCCAUACACCCUGCAGUCGGAACUAGCUCUUCAAAUAUGCCAGCCAAUGUUUACUGGAGAAAAACAGUUGUCUCUGUUUAAGGACAUCCCUGAUGCACUGAAGCGUGAACUUGCUCUGAAGGUCCAGCUAAAGUUCUUUGUCCCAGAUGUACAGGUGGUGCAGAAAGGAGAUGUUAACAGCAGCGCUUUCUACAUUUUGAAAGGAGAGAUAGCUCUGGAAGGAGAUCAGUUGGACAGCCUGGGCAGUGGCAGUGUGAUAGGAGAGGUCAACCUUAUCCUAGAUGACCCCAAGCCUGCAGUGGUCACUUAUGUGGCCAAAUCCCAUGUAGAUAUCCUGGUGCUGGCCAAAAGUGACUUGGACACCGUCCUGGGCCACUUCCCGGCAGUCAGGAAUACAAUGGAGCACAUUGCCGAGCAAAAGUUUCGCCUACCAAGAAACUCUGACCACCGUCGCCCGUCAUCAGCAGUGUUUUUGAAAGUACCUAGUAAGACUUGGGAAAUGCAUUUGUAA
This is a messenger RNA of Lingula anatina, 3511 nucleotides long. RefSeq lists its product as uncharacterized. NCBI's taxonomy places the organism in Eukaryota, Metazoa, Brachiopoda, Lingulata, Lingulida, Lingulidae. The record is from RefSeq and is a predicted model, not a curated record. Gene Ontology annotation, cellular component: membrane. Gene Ontology annotation, molecular function: protein-containing complex binding; voltage-gated potassium channel activity; intracellularly cyclic nucleotide-activated monoatomic cation channel activity. Gene Ontology annotation, biological process: potassium ion transport; transmembrane transport.